Molecule: messenger RNA, 1326 nt
Organism: Knipowitschia caucasica
Lineage: Eukaryota; Metazoa; Chordata; Actinopteri; Gobiiformes; Gobiidae
Source: the annotation of a GenBank genome assembly
AUGGUAUGUGUUGUUGAUCUGCAGCUGAGUGAGAGACAUGGCCCUGUGAUCACAGUGAACGCAGGACUACAGAGAGUAGUCUUUCUGGUCGGAUAUGAGGCCGUGAAGGAGGCUCUGGUGGAUCAGGCCGAUGACUUCAUAGGCCGAGGACCACUGCCGUUUCUGGUCAAAGUCACCAGGGGCCAUGGACUGGUGAUAAGCAACGGAGAGCGGUGGAGGCAGCUGCGGCACUUCACCCUGAGCACUUUGAGGGACUUUGGGAUGGGGCGCAAAGGAAUGGAGCAGUGGAUCCAAGAAGAGAGCAAACAUCUGGUGGAUCGAAUCAAAACUAUGAAUGGUGAGGCCUUUGAUCCCACAUACUUCCUGAGCUGCUCCGUGUCAAACAUCAUCUGCUGCCUCGUGUUUGGACAAAGAUUUUCCUACGACGACCAGCACUUCCUCAAGCUCCUGCAGCACAUCUCUCAAAUCCUCAAAUCCAUGAGCAGCCCCUGGGCAGUCUUGUACAACAUAUUUCCUGGGCUGAUGGAGUGGUUACCUGGGGGCCAUCAAAAAGCAUUUGCAAGCAUUGAAGAGCUGAGAAAGUUUGUGAUUGAAAAGGUGAAGGAGCAUGAAGACACUCUGGACUCAAACUCCCCAAGAGAUUACAUCGACUGCUUCCUCACAAGAGCCAUAAAGGAACGAGACACUUGUACUGAGUUCCACUACGACAACUUGGUUUCUACUGUGUUUAAUAUGUACUUUGGAGGAACCGAAACCACCAGCUCCACCAUAAGAUUUGCUCUGAACGUGUUGAUCAAGUAUCCAGAGGUACAAGUAAGAAUGCAGAAAGAGAUUGACAGUGUGAUUGGCCAAGAACGUUUACCUUUUAUGGAAGACAGGAAGUCCCUCCCGUUCGUGGACGCGGCCCUCCACGAAGUGCAGCGUUUCAUGGACAUAGCUCCUUUAGGAGCUCCACACUACGCUCUGCAAGACAUCCCCUUCAGGGGCUACACCAUACCAAAGGGCACAAUGAUUUUCCCCCUUCUGCAUUCUGUUCUGAAAGAGGAGAAACAAUGGGAAACUCCCUUUGCAUUCAACCCUCAACACUUUCUAGACCGGAAUGAAAACUUCAAGAAAAAUCCAGCUUUUCUUCCCUUUUCUGCUGGAAAGAGGGCUUGUGUUGGGGAGUCUCUUGCUCGGAUGGAGAUAUUUCUUUUCCUGGUAACUCUGCUGCAGCGAUUCUCCUUCACGUGUCCUGGAGUCGCAGACAGUAUUGAGCUGAGUCCUGAAGUCAGCAGCUUUGCAAAUAUUCAUCGUAAAUAUAAUAUCAUAGCAAAAAUGCGUUAA